CCGGAGCUCCUAGCACGGCCCCGCCGCCGCGCGUUCCGGCACACGCCCCAGACCGCCGAGGCCUGUGGACCGGAAAGACCGAAAUGGUGAGGUGACCGGUGCCUCCCGACUGACUCUCACCGGAGCCCAGUCUUCCAUAGCCCGGGGUGAGACUUGUAAAACUGCCCUCUACGGUCAUCCCGGAAAGUAGGCGGCUUUUUUCUGCAGACGCUUAAGAAAGGAAAAGAAGGAAAGAAAAAAGAAAAAAAAAAAAAAAAAAAAACCCUUCCAUCCCCCAAGAACUGGGUUUGAAUUGCUUUUCAUCUGGAGUGGCAGUGAUUCAGCGACCCCCUUCUCAGCAGCAGGCAGUGACAGAGACAGGAGAGGAAACACACAGCGAAUGAAUCAGACACUAUGUUGGAAGGGGAAUUAUGAGUUAGGAAGCAAAGAGGGGGCCAAGCUAAGGGCAUUUCACAAGUUGAGCAACAGGCUGCCCACUCAGAAGCAUCACCCCACACCAUACGAAGAGAACCCAAAUUAACGAUUCCAGAGAUUCCAAACAACCAAUAAUAUGAAGAAGAAGCCAGUGUGGCAGAGGUGAUCUGGAUCCAAGAAGAAAUGGAAAAUGCCUAUAAUAAAAAACUCUUCUCUGAAGAGACCAACAAUAGCACAUUCAUCAGAAGCCAAGUUGGAGCCCAGGAAUAGACAACGGAAGCCCGGGCCCAGGGGCCCACAUUAGAGGAAAGAAAAGAGAAUUUUCUCCUAGCCAAGAUAAAAGGCAUGCAAGCCAGUCAGAAAACUUCGGUGGCCCUGCAGAGUGAACUUCAUGAGCCGGAAGAUAAAAUGAAGAAUCAAACACAAAGAAAAGAUACCCAAGACAGUCUCCUAAUGACACCGCGAUCUUUAGCACAUUUUUUUUCGACAGCAAAUUCAGAUCCAGCGCUGUCAUUUCCAUGGUCAUUAUCCUAUGAAAUGCCUCUUGAUUACACUCUGUCUAGCCCUCACUUUAGUGGACUAACUGUAUCAACAAUUGGGCAGAAGACUCCUAAAACUACAGGAGUGGGACUUUCCAGAUCAGAAAACAGCUUGGGAAUCAACAGCUCCAUAAUGACAAAGAGACAGGCUCUGCCAUACCUUGCUCCUGAGAUACCAGUAACUGGGGAAGGAGAAGAUUACUUCCUAUCUUUGUUUGGUGAUUCAAAGAAACUUCUUUCACACUCAUCCCCUGCAGAGAAAGCCUGGAAACACUUUUCUAUGAUUCUUGAAGAAGUAGGCCAAUCUAGAUCCAGUGCUCUUGGAGACAUUAAAAUAGCUGAAGUAAAUGUCAAGGGUUUAUUUGUGAAACUCAUUAACUCUUCCCUUGACAAAGAACUGGAGAUUGGAGGUCAUAUUCUCCAGCAAAAUGUGAAUGGACAAACAGUCUCUUUUUACCGCUUCCUUCCAAAUAUCACAAUGCAGGCCAAUUGCACAGUAACAGUGUGGGCAGCUGUAUCUGAAGCAAAGCAUCAGCCACCAUCAGAUUUUCUUUGGAGAGAAGAAAACAAGUUUAGAACAAGCCCAAACUGUACAACAAUUUUGUGCAAACCCAAUGGUGAAGCUGUUGCCUGGUACACUCCUAUUCACUGGAAGCAAGCGUGGGAGAAAUUAGAGACUGACAUUGAAUUUGACAGACGCUCAGUAGUAAGUCCAACAUCUCGAAGACACAUGUUUAGUUGGCCAGCAGCUAUGACUACAACUAAAGAAAAACAAGAUAAAUGUAAUAAAGAUAAUUCAAAAUGUCAGAUGGAGCAAGUUAAAGUUUUUCUUAAAAGAGAAAUUGAAAACCCACCAAGCCCCUUUCCCAAUAGCAGCCCUUGGUGCCACAGUCCCAGUGCCCCUGCACACCCCUACAGUCCUCUGAUUGAAACUUGCAGUAUGUGCGUGGCUGGAAGCAGCUUAGACAGACAGCCAAGGCCUCCGUCAUCCAGGCCUGAUCCAGCCCAGAUCACAUCUUCAUAUCCAGCCUCUGGAUUAUUUCUUUGUAAUCAAAUACUGGGAUUGUAACUUGAUAAUUCUUCUGCACUUUCAGAGAAACAGAAAGGAUUAGGGACCAAGAAAAAUAUGACAUCUGAGUUACAAAAGCAAGUAGACAAUCAACUCAACUUUUUUAAAGGACAAUAAAAUCCAAAUCUAGAGAAUACAAGGAUGCCCAACAUGUCACAGCCAGCCUUCUGCAAAGCACAGGAAGCCAGCUGCAAGCAAGAAAAUGCUUUCUUUUCGGAAAGAUAAUUCCUCCAGACUUUACAGUAACCAUUUCUUAAAGAAGGAAAUAAGAGUUUGUGGUCAAGUUAAACCAUUUUUUUUUCCAGGCUGUAAAGAAGAGAAACACAGGUCAAAAGGAAAACCACCCCAGUCUUCACUUUAUACACAUGGUGUUCCCCCACCACUAAUUUCUGUUCUAACCUGCCCAGCUGUUAAGUCUACUAUUCCACCAUUUCAGCAGAAGAAUUUUCCAAGAGCAUGUUUCAGGAAUUCUGAACCUGUGGUCUGUCUGAUUCUUUACACUUGCAAUCUGCUCUAUCUCAUUAAAACAUGGAUUAACUGAGCUUUCUAAUAACUAGAAGUAGUAGUUGAAGUUUCCAUGUUGUAACUAGUUGGGAGUUCUUAAAAUUGCCUACACUUACCUCAAAUUCAUCAAAAAUAGUGUCUUCUAGCUGCAGUAUUAUGUACAAAAUCCCAUGGAUGCAAAAUGCCAAGAAUGUUUCAACUAAAUUAUCUGGUAGAGCACUUGUUUUUCAACCACUCUUAUUCCUUAUUCUUUAGCAAUCUUAUUCUAUACCCAUCACAAGAAUAGAAUUUGAAAAAUAAUGAAAUUUGCUCAUUUGUAAUGUUGACUCUGCGUAGUCAGAAGGUAUGAUUGCUUCAGUCUCUGAGAAAUGCAUCCAAUCUAUAUCAUGUAAACCUACUUAAUUUAACUUACAUUGAUUUAUGUGUAUUUAUAUAGCAUAUGAAGAAAGAUGGGACACAUACAGUCCUGUAAUGUGAAGAGCAAGAAAAGUAAGGAAUUUUCCCAGUAUCUGUUUAAAAAAAUAGAGAAAAGCAAAAUAACCCCAAAACCUAUCCAGUGGUGACAUUGAAUUUUGUUUUAUUACAUCCAAACACCAAAAUCUAAAAACACUUCAUUUUUUAAAAGUCAUAUACCAAGGGACUCAAACAUAUACUGGGAUACCAACGUUCAUAGCAGCAUUAUUCCCAAUAGUCAAAAGGUGGAAACAAUGUAAGUGUCCAUCAACAGAUUAAUGAA
Neogale vison (American mink) is the source of this 3262-nucleotide messenger RNA. It is a transcript of the gene LMNTD1, whose product is annotated as lamin tail domain containing 1. Lineage: Eukaryota; Metazoa; Chordata; Mammalia; Carnivora; Mustelidae. The record is from RefSeq and is a predicted model, not a curated record. The coding region runs from base 760 to 2022 and encodes 420 amino acids. Gene Ontology annotation, cellular component: nuclear envelope; cytoplasm. The transcript has 14 exons.